AGUGGAGACGUGUGGUGCAUUGAAGUAUUAGCUGCUGUAGUCGCUGCUCCUCCGACUGUUGUGGCUGUGGAUGAACGACCAUUUGCAGAAGGGAACAGACUCAACAGAAGUUCUUUAAUUUCCCCAAAGAAAGCGAAGCGAGCUGUGGGAGUCACGUGCCUUAGUAUAUGGUAGAACUUUGGUCGAGUCUCGUGUGGAAAUUAUUUUGUUUAGUAAGUCUUCUUUGGUCGAUAAGUUUACAAUUUACAUCGGUAAAGAUAUAUGUUUGGUUGAAAACUUAACGAUAUUAUGACUUCAAAGGAAAAAACUGAAUUCCUUUUCAAAGUGUUGGUGAUCGGCGACUUGGGAACAGGAAAAACAAGUAUUAUAAAACGCUACGUACACCAGUUCUUUUCAAUACAUUAUCGGGCGACCAUUGGAGUGGAUUUUGCGUUAAAAGUUUUAAACUGGAAUGAUGAUACCUUAAUUAGAUUACAGCUAUGGGACAUUGCGGGUCAAGAAAGAUUUGGAAAUAUGACUAGGGUAUAUUACAAAGAAGCAGUUGGUGCUUUUGUAGUCUUCGAUGUGACUCGUUCUACCACAUAUGAAGCUGUAGAGAAAUGGAAAAGUGAUUUGGAUAGCAAAGUUUUCUUGCCCAAUGGUUCUCCAAUUCCUGCUGUCUUGCUUGCUAACAAGUGUGACCAAGUGAGUGAAGGCCUUUUCAGUAAUACAGCCCAAAUGAACGAGUUCUGUGCAGAAAAAGGUUUUGCUGGCUGGUUUGAAACAUCAGCCAAAGAAAACAUAGGCAUUGAUGAGGCUGCAUCCUUUUUAGUGAAUAAGAUACUAGACAAUGAAAGGGCAAAUGUAUUUGUACAGAGUGAUGAUAUGCCCAGUAGUAAUGGCGUUAUACGGCCAGGGCAAAGCUCUCAAAACUACGCACAAAGACGACAAAACACUGGCUGUUGCUCAUGAUUUAUUAGAUCAGUUAUAAACCUACAUACAUGUGUAAUAAUGAAUCAAUAUUAUUAAUCUUAUGUAAAGUACAAACAAAAUGUCUCUUCCAAUAUCACCCAAUUCAAUGUUCAUUUAAUUGACAAAUUUGUGGUUUUACUUUACCCUAAAUAAGGAUUCUCAAUUAUGCAAUAUGUAAACACAAUUUUUGAUAUUAAAUGAAAUUUAUAUUAUUAUA
Xenia sp. Carnegie-2017 is the source of this 1168-nucleotide messenger RNA. Its product is annotated as ras-related protein Rab-32-like. The coding region runs from base 289 to 951 and encodes 220 amino acids. Gene Ontology annotation, molecular function: GTP binding; GTPase activity. The transcript has 8 exons. NCBI's taxonomy places the organism in Eukaryota, Metazoa, Cnidaria, Anthozoa, Malacalcyonacea, Xeniidae. Gene Ontology annotation, cellular component: trans-Golgi network; Golgi apparatus; lysosome. The record is from RefSeq and is a predicted model, not a curated record. Gene Ontology annotation, biological process: phagosome-lysosome fusion; endosome to lysosome transport.